Molecule: messenger RNA, 993 nt
Organism: Sphaeramia orbicularis (orbiculate cardinalfish)
Lineage: Eukaryota; Metazoa; Chordata; Actinopteri; Kurtiformes; Apogonidae
Product: trace amine-associated receptor 13c-like
Exons: 2
Coding region: 1-993 (330 amino acids)
Biological process (GO): G protein-coupled receptor signaling pathway
Cellular component (GO): membrane
Molecular function (GO): trace-amine receptor activity
Source: RefSeq, a predicted model, not a curated record
AUGGAAGCCUUAGAGGUGGCUUCCUCUAAGCUCUGCUUUCCAUCAUUAAACAACUCCUGUAGGACAAUGAGUCGCUCUCAGUUGGAGGCUGCAGUCAUCUACACCCUGCUCUCCUCCACUGCUCUGAUGACUGUGAUUCUGAACCUGGUGGUCAUCAUCUCCAUCUCCCAUUUCAGGCAGCUCCACACCACCACCAACCUCCUCCUCCUCUCUCUGGCUGUUGCAGACUUCCUUAUGGGAUUUCCUCAGAUGCUCUUCCAGAUUUUCCAAACCAGUGGAUGUUGGAUUCUGGGUGACAUUGUGUGUGUGAUAUAUUACUUUUGUGGUUUUAUUGUUGUCAGUGUGUCAGUAGGAAACAUGGUUCUCAUAUCAAUUGACCGCUAUGUGGCUAUUUGUGACCCCAUGUUGUAUCCUACAAAAGUCACUAUGAAAAGAGUUCAGUUCAGCAUUUAUCUGUGUUGGAUAUUUUCUGCUCUUCAUGCCAGUUGGAUACUGAGGGAUAUACUCAAACAACCAGGCAGGCAUAGUUCCUGUUAUGGAGACUGUCUAGUUAUCAUUAAUUUUGCUGAAGGAGUUGUUGACCUUAUUGCCACAUUUUUUGCCCCCUUUAUUAUCAUCACAGUUUUAUACAUGAGAGUAUUUGUGGUGGCUGUGUCUCAGGCUCGUGCCAUAAGAUCCCAUGUUACAUCAGUCACACAGCAGCAUCCAACUGUAACUGCACAGAAAUCUGAGAUAAAAGCAGCCAAGACACUUGGUAUUCUUGUGGUUGUUUUUCUGCUGUUCUCCAGUCCAUAUUAUUGUUUCACUAUUGCAGCUGAAAGCAACUUAUUUGACUCAUCUUCUGGAGUUGUUGAAAUUUGGCUUCUAUCUUUUAACUCUUGUCUAAACCCCAUCAUCUAUGCUUUUUGUUAUCCCUGGUUCAGAAAGUCUGUGAAACUGAUUGUGACACUUCAGAUACUGCAGCCUGACUCCCGUGAGGUCAGUAUACUAUAG